UUAUAUACAUGUAUAUCGUAUCGAACACCAUGGCACAAGUGGCAGAUGAAUGUACAGUGGGGAUAAAGAAGUGCGUUUUAGGUGAUUCAACCAUCGAAUUAGAAAUUUUGACUAUUACUAAAAUGUACAGUGUAUAUAAUCUGUUUUUUUAAGAGGAUAAAAAUACUUGCAGUUAUUCAACAUUAUUUCUCGUGUUUAUAAUUUGUUAAAUAAAUGAAAAUUCUUCACAAAAAAGAAUAAGAAAAAAAAAAUUUGAUUUAAUAUUAUUAAAAAUUAGUGUCAUUGAAAAAAGUAUUUAAAUUUAUGUUGAAAAACCAAAAAAGCUAACAAUAUUAAGUGAAAAUUGUGUCACAGUUAUUCAAGGUUAUCUUUAUCAGUCAUAGUCAUCAAUUCAUCAGUGAUCAUGUUAUCACCAUAUAUAACAGCUAUUCAAAAAGUGAAAGGACGAACAUCGGGAGAAAAAUUUCAAACGUUACAUCAAAUUGCAAAAAACAUUAUUGAGAAUGGUAAAUGGGUCAACGGCAUGUAUGAAGUUGAACCAUCUGAAGAACUUCCAGAGCCUCUGAUACCUCUGGUAAAGGUUGAAAUCGCACUGCUUAUACAACAACCUACAGGAAUUAUUGAUGCUCUAAAGUCAGAGGAUGAAACCGUUUUUAAUCGUGCUUUGAAAGCAAAAUGGUUUUUCGAUGGCAGUGUUAAAAAUUAUCCUGAUCCUGUACAUUUUCGAGACGAGAUUUGUCCUGUUAUAUCUGUUCAACAUAGACUGAAAAUCAUCAAAGUCUUGGCUAAUAAUCUAGGAGUUAAAAAACUAACAUCAACUGCUGAAGAAUUUUAUAAUAUAAUAAGUAAAUCAUAUGGAAAUUUUCAAGCUCGACGUCUUUUAAAAAUUUGCAGCGAACCUUUUAUAACGAAUGUUAUCAAAAAUCAACAAAUCACACUUUCUUUGGGUGAAGUUAAUUAUUUAUUUUCAAGAUAUCCGAACAUGAUUAUAGAAUAUCUAAAGAUUAAAAAAAAUAAAAACCCACUUCUUUAUCCAUGUGGAACAUUUGUAGAGGAUUACAUAAAAUUUUUACCAAGAUUAUUGAAAAAACAUUCUCAUGAAUUCGUUGAAAUAAUUCGAAUACAUGGUUACCUAAGCCUACCAUUAAAAUCUCAUCAUCACAUUGAACUCUUCUUGAAGAAAGAAUUGGAUGCCCUCAUCAAAGAUCCUAGGUUAUUUCUACCUAUGUUACCAACGAAGGAAGUAAUUAAGAGAUUAACUCCACAACAAAUUGCGGAGGUGGCGAAAGUAUUUUUUCCAAAAGCAAUAGAAAAUUUUAAUUUUGAUGUAUUAUAUAAAGAGAUUUUGAUGUAUGUUCCUCAAGAUCAACAAAUGCCUAUCAUAAUGUCAUGCUUUGAAGAUGUAUAUAAAAAAAGUUUAUUAAACUGCCCUAAUCAAAUUUCAGCACAGGCAAUGAGACUACUACCAACUGAAGAAAGAAUCAAGCAAGCAAGAAAAAAAAUAGAAAUUGAUAAUCAGUGGUAUAUUUUCAGCUCUGGGUGGUAUACAACGCGUUCCUGGAGAUGUUAUUUACCCAUUGAAGAAUCUAUUCCUCUUAUAAAAGAAAAAAUUAAAGAGGUUGAGGAUGCAGGAGAGAGAGUAAGCUUACUAACACAAUUAAUUUACACAUGUAGGAUUAAUGAUGAUAAUGAUGCUUUACUUGAUGUAUUGAAAUAUAUCGUUGCUCGUCAUAGAAAUGAAAGAGGAUGGGUAUGGAAAACAAUAUUUGAUCGAUUAGAACUGGACUUUCAAUUGCAAUUAUUACCAUCAGAACAUUGGGAUAUUUUAUAUGAUAUUAUAUUGAAUAAUGUAGAUAACCCAACAAGUGAUUAUGAGACUAUUUUUGAAUUUUGGAACAUGAUUAAAUAUAGAAUACACUUUGAUUUAAUUCAUAAUCAACCUAUCAGUGAUAAAAUAAAAUUAAUGAUUCGUAUUAGCUCAAAAAAUACAGGGUUCGAUAAAUGGAAUCUUAUUGAAGAGGUACCUGAAUAUGAGAAAAAAUGUUUAGAAGAAUUUAUUACAUUAGUACCCAUAGAAUUAUCUGAAGAAAAACAGAAUCAUUCGUACAUAUGGAAGACUGUAACUUUGGAGUUGGUAAGAGCAAUUUAUAAUUUUAAUGAACGUCAUUGUAAAAAAACUGAGGAUCAAUCUCAAAAAUUGCGGGUGAAAAAUUAUCCCUCGUUAGUUGAUGCUAUUAAAAAUAUAUUUAAUGAAUUAAAUCAACCAAGUAAUGAGUACUAUAUCGAAGAAUUAAAAUUAGUAUUAGAACCAAAUGAACCAGAAAUACUGAGUGAAAUACAACCUGUUCCAAGUAAAAAAGUAUCUGUAAUAAAUUUAGAAAAAGCUGUGGCUAUUUUACAUCGUCAACCUGAAAGAAUUCUUAAAAAUUGGGAAAAGUAUUACAGAAAAUGUAAAAAAUUGUGCUAUCAAAAUUACACCAUACGGUUUUUACGAGCUUGUCGAUGGUACCAGGACAUACCAGUCAAAUUUAUAGAACAGGCUAUUGAAGAAUUUCAUAAUGAAAAGGCUGAGGAAGCAUUGAUGAUUGCAGCAGCUAUUUUAGAUGGACCAUCAUUCGAACAGUUCAUUACUCCCUAUUUGCCAGUGAUUGAUCCAAAUAAUCAAACGUUCCUCGACAAAGAAGAUCCUGUAUUAUCGACAAUUCAAGAAUGCUUAAAGCAUCUUAAUCCACCAAUAUCAUUGGAUUUUGUUUUAAAAUUCUGUAAACCUGAUUACAUUCAUUGUAUUCUUGAAUAUGUAUUAUGUUUGAGAGGAUGUGCACCAGUUCAUAAACUUCUACCAUUUUGUGACAAAUUGACGAACCAAGCUGUAUCAGUACGAAAACAUAUUACAAGACUUCUACGAAUAACUGCGAGUGAUGAGCAAUUAUGCACUCGUCUCAUAUCACUUUGGAGAAGAGAGACACAUAAAUCUGUUCGUCUAAUUAUCGCACUUCAUAUCUUCAAUUGUUUUAUAGAAUAUCCGAGUCCAAAGUCGUGGAAAAAUAUGAGUGAGUGUUUUGAUGAUUUGAAAGCUGUUGAAAGAAAUAUUUUAGAAGUUCUUCUAAGAAAAAUUACAAAAGUUUCUAACGGGUACAUAAUGGAUUACAUUAAAAAAUUAUUAUAUACUUUUGAACGAAUUGGAGAUCAUGAAAAAAGUAUGUACCCAUAUGGUGUUGGGCAUUAUAUAUUGAAUCUAUUUCGCAUAAUAAUGAAUAAUAUAGCAUAUUCAUUUCCUGAAGAACUUCAUAGAGAAUUAUUAGAGAAAUAUCUGGUAAAUACAACAUUUCCUAAAGAAAUUUUGACAGUUGCACGAAAUUAUCUUAUUGUAGUUUACAUUGAAUCAGCUGGAGAUAAAUUAGAUGAUAGAUUAGAAUUUUUCUCAGAUAUAUUUACUCGUAUUGUUAAGGAUAAAUGGGAUGUACCUGCUAAUGAAAUCGUAAGUUUUUGCCCUGCAAACUAUUUUGUACAUCAAUUAACUCAAGACAUAGUAUAUCAAAUGAAGUACAGCUCAACGAAGAGUAAACUUAUUGAUACUGCACUCAAAACUUUUCUCACUUUACUACAACCCCAGCAAGAACCAGAAUUCUACUGUACCUUCAGUUUUGCUGCAUUAUAUAGUGAUAAAAUGCCAUGGGAAGAAUUUACUUCGAAAAUUCAUCAACUUCUGCCAUCAAUGGUGAAAAUUUUCUCAACAGAAUUCAUAUAUUGUAUUGCACGCUUUUUACAUAAAAUAAUAAAACAAUUUUAUGAUGAAGAAAUACAAUUAGAUAUUGUUGAACAAUUGGUGAAUUUUAAUGAUAAUAAUGCUAAUAGUUUAGCAGCUGCUUUAUUGUUGAUGAAAUGUCAUCCUAAUAAUGAUGAACGUUUCUGGAGAAUUUUUAGGGCUUUGCGAAAACAUAGAAAUCCUUUGAUGACUUCUAGUGCAUAUUUGGCUGUUCAUUCCAUCGUGGAUUAUGCAUCAUAAAUAUUUUUUGAGUAUUUUUUUCUGAGUGUAAUUAGUAUUAAUCAAUUAUAUCUCUUUCUGAACACAUUUGUUUUCUAUAAAAACAAUUAAUGAGAUUAAAUAUAUUAAAUGUAUUUAUAUUAAAACUAUUUAAUACAAUAUAUAUUUU
Chelonus insularis is the source of this 4154-nucleotide messenger RNA. RefSeq lists its product as uncharacterized. The record is from RefSeq and is a predicted model, not a curated record. The coding region runs from base 404 to 4006 and encodes 1200 amino acids. The transcript has 2 exons. NCBI's taxonomy places the organism in Eukaryota, Metazoa, Arthropoda, Insecta, Hymenoptera, Braconidae.